Molecule: messenger RNA, 630 nt
Organism: Pogona vitticeps (central bearded dragon)
Lineage: Eukaryota; Metazoa; Chordata; Lepidosauria; Squamata; Agamidae
Gene: CRYAA
Product: crystallin alpha A
Biological process (GO): protein refolding; lens development in camera-type eye; response to heat
Cellular component (GO): nucleus; cytoplasm
Molecular function (GO): structural constituent of eye lens
Source: RefSeq, a predicted model, not a curated record
AGACCAUGGAUAUUACCAUUCAGCACCCCUGGUUCAAACGUGCUCUUGGACCUUUUAUUCCAAGCCGUUUGUUUGACCAGUUUUUUGGAGAAGGCCUUUAUGAAUAUGAUCUCCUGCCUUGGUUUUCCUCUACCAUCAGCCCAUACUACAGGCAAUCGUUCUUCCGCAGUUUUCUGGAGUCUGGCGUUUCUGAGGUGAGAUCUGACCGGGACAAGUUUACAAUCUUUUUGGAUGUAAAACACUUCUCCCCUGAAGAUUUGAGUGUGAAGGUCAUUGAAGACUUUGUGGAAAUUCAUGGCAAACAUAAUGAGAGACAGGAUGACCAUGGAUACAUUUCCCGCGAGUUCCAUCGUAGGUACCGCCUCCCUUCCAACGUGGACCAGUCAGCCAUCACUUGCUCACUGUCUGCUGAUGGCAUGCUGACCUUCUCUGCUCCCAAGGUCCAGGCCAACGCGGACCCCAGCCACAGUGAGAGACCCAUUCCUGUAUCCCGUGAAGAGAAGCCCACUUCGGCUCCAUCUUCCUAGGCCCAACCUCCUGUUGCUGAUGCAUCCAGGCUGUCACCACUUGCACGCCUCAUUCACAGAGCCGUUACAUAGAUAUCAGUGAAUAUCUAGAAGGAUUUCUUCU